Diatraea saccharalis (sugarcane borer) is the source of this 733-nucleotide messenger RNA. The record is from the annotation of a GenBank genome assembly. NCBI's taxonomy places the organism in Eukaryota, Metazoa, Arthropoda, Insecta, Lepidoptera, Crambidae.
GUUCAACAAGACAACGAUAAUCGGAGGAAUUUUGCUCUCACCCCUUUAGACAAAGGAUACUUCAGUAACAAAGACAGUUGAUGAACAUCACGAAGGAGGUGGGGGGCAGCUACCAAUGGAAUUCCAACCUCCGCGUCAAACACGUCAGAAUCCAAACCUUAGCAAAACAAAACAUUUGAUCGCCGACCAUUUAGAUCAGUUGAGAUCGGGCCUCGUUCACGAAGACUCUGGGACGACGGAGAAACCACGCUCGAUUCACUUGCUGGAAGCGGCCACCAUCGACCCGGCCGAUUCAAUUUACGGUAUCGCUGUUAUUGCAGCUGUUGGCACUGCAUUAGUGUUGGCUAUAAUAGGAUUCGCGUUUGGAUGGUACACGAUGACAAAGAGAGCGAAAGCAGCAGCAGACGUUGAUUAUCCGGCAUACGGUGUAACUGGUCCUACGAUAGACAUGUCAGGAGAUAGGAAACUGGCUCAUUCCGCCCACAUGUACCAUUACCAACACCAAAAACAACAGAUCAUCGCUAUGGAAAGGAAUGGAAUGGAGCACCGUAAUGGAUCCAUUUCUGAACCAGAAUCCGAAGAAGAAAACGAAGAAGGCGACUACACCGUAUACGAGUGCCCUGGAUUUGCUACCACUGGUGAUAUGGAAGUGAAAAAUCCGCUGUUCUCGGAAGAACCAACACCUGCUACCCCUGGCAAAUGCGAGCUGGUGAAGCCUCAACCCAAGGAUUAA